GCUAUGAGUAUUAACAAACACCACCUAACCGAUGCAAUCAAAUAAUUUCAAAAUGGGCGACUCAGAAAAAGCUAGUUUUUCUUUCAAGAAAAUUACAAGAAAGCGGGUUGUUAGAAAGCAGCGAAAUGACAGCAGCAGUAAUGAGGAUUCAGGAAAAAGUGAUAGUGAUGAUGGUAAUGUGGCAGUCAGGCAAAAAAUCUCUCAGAAGAAAAUCAAUCCUAUGGUGCAGUCAACAAAAAGAAUAAAGUUAGCCACAAGUGCUCACUUGAGCUCCUCCAGUGAUGCAGAUAGUGAUAGGGAAGAUGUUAGCAAAGUUACAGUUUCUUACAAGUCAUCUCGGACAGGGAAACGUGAGGGACCAGAUGAUAUGGGAGCCACCUCGGUGGUGGAGGUUGAUACACAGAAUGACAGAGAUGCUCAGGCCAUACUGGAGCGCAGCUUGCUCAUUCAAAAGGAGUUGAAGGAGAAGGAGGAUGACAAAAUCUACAGGGGAAUCAACAACUACCACCAAUAUUAUGAGAAAAAAGAUUCCAUCCAGGGCAACGCAGAAAGUGGAAAAAGCAGAUACGGUCCAUUGCGUGCUCCUGCACAUCUGAGAUCCACUGUCCGUUGGGAUUAUCAACCGGAUAUAUGUAAAGAUUAUAAGGAAACAGGAUUUUGUGGCUUUGGAGAUUCGUGCAAGUUUCUCCAUGACAGAUCUGAUUACAAGCACGGCUGGCAGCUAGAGAGAGAGAUGGAGCAGGGAACAUAUGGACAGAGAGAUGAACAGAACUAUGAGAUCAGCAGUGAUGAGGAUGACUUCCCAUUUAAAUGUUUUAUUUGUCGCAACUCCUUUAAAGACCCUGUUGUCACGAAGUGUAAACACUACUUCUGUGAAAAAUGUGCCUUAGAUUUGUACAAAAAGUCCAAGCGUUGUUUUGUAUGUGGAGAACCAACUGGUGGAAUAUACAACCCUGCUAAAGAACUGAUUUCCAAGCUGGAGAAAAUGAAACAAAAAGAUGACAUCCCAGACAACAACAGUGAUGAUGGUGCUGGCUAACAUCAUGAUGUUACACAUCACUCACACACACUCACAGAUCCACUGUAAAUUGUAAAUAAAC
This is a messenger RNA of Physella acuta, 1100 nucleotides long. RefSeq names its product E3 ubiquitin-protein ligase RNF113A. Gene Ontology annotation, molecular function: metal ion binding. The record is from RefSeq and is a predicted model, not a curated record. Gene Ontology annotation, biological process: snoRNA splicing. Gene Ontology annotation, cellular component: U2-type spliceosomal complex. NCBI's taxonomy places the organism in Eukaryota, Metazoa, Mollusca, Gastropoda, Physidae.